Molecule: messenger RNA, 2091 nt
Organism: Morchella importuna
Lineage: Eukaryota; Fungi; Ascomycota; Pezizomycetes; Pezizales; Morchellaceae
Exons: 4
Coding region: 1-2091 (696 amino acids)
Molecular function (GO): protein binding
Source: RefSeq, a predicted model, not a curated record
AUGAGGACCGCAAAUACAACCAGCGUCAAGAUACUCAAGAGCAAUAAGGCAGAAGAUACUAUAAUUCCCCAACUAACCCAAGACGAACUACGGUCGAUAUUCUCACAGGAGUUAUUUGUAUUCCGUUGCGACCUAAACGCUACCCAAAUUACUUCGGCCAUGUUCUCUUAUCCCCAGCUUCGCGAUGUUGGUAUCCUCACUUCACAUGAUGUCUCUAAUCUCGCGCGCCAACUUCACACCCAUUAUCGUCUUGACCGCGUUGAUAAGGAGGUGCUCCCCCAUGUCAAGACCCUCAUUACAGAUAUUCAAAAUGGCAAAGUGCCCGGAAACCCAUUGGCAAGUGUACAUAUCCUAUCUUGCCUCAAGGAAAUGGAAGAGUUUGAUUUGGCCAAUGAUUUUUGGAAAUGGUUGGAACCUCAGAAUGAGGAUCACACCGACGCGCGAGUUUAUGGUGCCGCUAUUGAGUGUCUUGCGUAUCAGGGUACAGCGUUAGAUGUCAUGGAAGAUUUAUAUACGGAAGCCCUUGAGCGCUACUCGGAUUCCACUGUCGCAACAGUCGCCCGCGACACUGGUAAGGGAACUAGGAUCAUGCUCUUUCAAGGUAUUAUCACGGCCCGUCUUCUACACGGUGAUUGGGAAGCUGCCUACGAAGGCUUCGAUAUUUGUAUCCGCCUCUAUCCCACACUUACCCCUCCACGUAUCUACGAACUUAUAAUCUACGAGCGCUCUGUAAAAGAAGCAUAUAUUGCGUUCCUUAUGGCUUGUCGAGCUGGUACCCCACCUAAACCAACUGUACUGACGCCACUACUCAAGCAACUAUGGAGUGAGACGGGAGAUGUGAGGGCUAUGAUACGUGCAUUGUAUGCGUUUGUGGGUUCGGGGGGCAAGACAUCGUUCCAACAUCUCAAUAGUCUUAUUGGUGGAGUCUUUGGGACAAUCGGUCAAGUGCCAAAGAAUGCUAGAAGCGGAGAGGAGUGGGAUGAGGUCUAUGCAAAUGCGAUGACAUUUACUAGAAACCUUAUCAGCGCUUUUGCAAAGGCUGGAGUGCAGCCCUCGCUGUCCACAUUCAACACAAUCAUAACACUAGGAGGAAAGUUGGAGCGGAUGGAUCUUGUAUAUGGAGGACUGAAGGAAUUGGCAUCUGCAGGAAUGGAGCCAAAUAUAAUUACCUACAGAAUCAUCUUAAAUGCAUUCGGUGAACUCAAAGAAGCUGAAUCAGUUAGACAAAGUUGGGCAGAUCUUUGCAGCGCUAAAGCAGAGCUUGGAACACCUUUCGAUUUUAAAGACACUAUGGCGCUAAUUAAAGCUUGCGUACGCACUGAUCAAACAGACUUCUGCCGCUUUGAGCUUAAUCGCCUCAAAGACUCCCUGGGUUGGCACCUAUAUCGCUCUUCUAUGGACAAGAUCAACCACGAAAAACAAUCCAUUUUCAAUGAGGAUCUCGCUAAUGAGGUUUCCGACCCUGGGGCAGAAUUCCCCAUCUCACGAUCAAGCCAAAACGAAUUACGGGGGGAAAUUGAACAACUCGAAAAGGUCUUGGUAUCUUCACAAAUCCACAACUUCACCACUUCCACGAUGCCCCUGGUGCUCCCUCCCAGUCGUCUCAACCAAAGUGUGGUUGAUAUUGACUCUACCUCGCCAUCAUUUGGACCUGAAAUUCCGCGGACGGAGCUACAGGAGUUCUACGACACGCUCACAUCUUCGGCAUCAAAGAUCGAUAUUGGUGAGGACCCGCUGCUCCGGACUGCAACAGGAUACUCCGUACAAGACCUGCGAUUCGAGAACUGGCGUAGCGUGAACCGUCUUCUAUAUGAAGCCGAGAUUUAUGAAAGGGAGAAGAAAAACGCACUUGUUAGACGAUCCAAGGCGCGCGCCGCGAGGGAAGGAGUUGUCGAUACGGAGGACCCAGUUGAGAGUAAAGAUAAACAAGAAAUCCGAAGACUCUUCGCAACCGAGGAGCGAGCAAAGAAGAGGAUCGAGGAAAUCAAGAAAGGAAUGCAGGCAGUAGAUAAUGCGAGACAAUCCGGGGAAGGAUGGAAGAAGGAAGAGUUGAGGGUUAGAAGACAGAUGGGUGGCGAGAUGAAGGAAUAA